CAAACUAUACUUAAAUUUUGGAGGCGGUCCCAAACCAAUAACCUUCUCCAAUAGUCCCACCACGUAUCUACGUACUUCUGUACAAAUCGGCAGACUUGACCAAAGAAAAUUCAGUUCUUAUAAACCUGUCGUAGAGUGAUUUUCGAGUGUUACUUUAUUCGGACGGACUUGAAAAUAAUUUUUCGCUUAAAGUAAAAUAAUUAGAUAAGCACAAUAAAUUAAAAAUGUCUUUCACUGAUUUUAAUCAGACAUGCAAGGAGUCUAACUGGUCGGUAGAGUUGCCAAUUUAUCCCUCUUCACCUGAGAGCAUAAGGACGAGCGAGUCGGAAGAAUGGAAUUACAACCAACAAUUUAAUCGUGAUGAUUCACCUCUUUUUGAUGCUAAAAAAACAACUGAUGCUGUUGAUGCGAAUAAUAUUUUUAAAACAGCCAUUUCUAAUUCCAAAUUAUUAAAUCGACAAUCACUUGAGCAUCAACUAUUAAAAAAGCCUUUCGUCAACAAUGACAUAAACGAUUUACCCACCGAAGAGCUUCAGCAACAACAAGAUCAUUGUCUCAGAAAUAAAUCAUCUUUACGGAAAGUGAAGCGAGCUAUUACAAAAAAAGAGAAUAAAACAAGACGAACACGAACUAAAUUGACCGACAAACAACAUAGUGAGCUGGAAAAAUUUUUCCGUCAAAGUAAUUACAUGUGCUAUGCAGAAAGAUUUGACAUCGCAUCUAAAUUAGGCAUCAGCGAAAAAACGGUGAAUGCGUGGUUUAACCGUCGUCGACUAAAGUUGAGGAAAACUAUCUCAAAUGAAGUAGAUACCAAUGACAAAAAAAAUUUUAACCCUCCGAAAAAUGAAAGAAAUCAGUUCAUGAUUGCCGCAGAAGACAUCAAUUGUCGAAGAAUUAACGCGUCCAGAUUAGAUGCGACUAUACAUUACUAUCCGCCACCACUAAAUCAAGAUAUGGGUAUCAAAAACGACAUUACAAACAAUUUUACAAAUGGUAACUACCAAACAGCAUACAGCGGAAGUAUGCAAAAUGGUAACAUUUUCAACAAAUCUUCUGACGUCAAAAUGUACAACGACAACAAUAAUUAUCAUUAUCUAUCUUGCAGUGGGUCUAAUAAUAAUAAUCAUAAUGAUAAUAAUGAUAAUAAUAAUAAUAGUCAUAAUAAUAAUAAUAUUAAUAAUAAUAAUAAUAAUAAUAAUAAUAAUAAUAAUAAUAAUAAUAAUAAUAAUAAUAAUAAUAAUAAUAAUAAUAAUAAUAAUAAUAAUAAUAAUAAUUACAUUUUCAACAAAUCUUCUGUCGUCGAAAUGUACAACGACAACAAUAAUUAUCAUUAUCUAUCUCUCAGUGGGCCCAAUAAUAAUAAUAAUAAUAAUAAUAAUAAUAAUAAUAACAGUUAUUAUGCAAACCCUGACGAAUACGUAGAUUAUAACUAUAAAGAAUACAAUACUACCACUGACUAUCCGGUUAAUAACAGUAACUUUUAUACGUCCGGAGUAAUUCAGAAUUCAGAUCAACCUAUAAACUUACUUUCAGAAAUCACAUCAUCGAUUGAGUUAAACAACGAAAUGGAUGGGUUCAAAUUUUUACGCUUUACUCUUAUUGACUAUCAAUUUCAGUAAGAAAUGGGAUUAAAUAGAUGUAAUUAUUUAGUAAGGCUGAUAUUUUUGUGUUAUGUUAAGUCAUUAAGCAGGGAUCAUGUAAAUAAUGAUCAAGUAUUCAAUUCAUGGGCAAUAAGUAUAAAAAUUCAGUGGAUAAAAUUAUAAUUGAAUAAGUAGUGACGACGUAAAAUACGGAAUUCAAUUGACUUGCUACAAUAAUAUUUGAAUACUAUUGAUAAUUUAGGACGUAUGUAGUUUUUUCUACUCUUUUGAAUUACUUAUUGGACGAUUUAUAUUAAUUAAUUUUUGUUUCUAGAAACUUAUAGUGUUAGUUAAAAAGACACCAAAUAUUUAUUAUUACUGAAAUUGUAAUAACUUUGAUUAAUUUAUUUUUAAUGCUAUUACUUGCUUUUUUUUUAAAUUACUUAAAUGCAUAUAAGUUAAGCUUUUAUACUAAAAAUUGAGUAUGUUAUUCUGCAGGACAAAUUGUAAACAAU
Messenger RNA from Microplitis mediator, 2095 nucleotides. RefSeq names its product homeobox protein 2-like. The record is from RefSeq and is a predicted model, not a curated record. NCBI's taxonomy places the organism in Eukaryota, Metazoa, Arthropoda, Insecta, Hymenoptera, Braconidae. The transcript has 3 exons. The coding region runs from base 225 to 1619 and encodes 464 amino acids. Gene Ontology annotation, cellular component: nucleus. Gene Ontology annotation, molecular function: RNA polymerase II cis-regulatory region sequence-specific DNA binding; DNA-binding transcription factor activity, RNA polymerase II-specific. Gene Ontology annotation, biological process: regulation of transcription by RNA polymerase II; anterior/posterior pattern specification.